Messenger RNA from Coffea arabica (coffee), 1237 nucleotides. Its product is annotated as serine acetyltransferase 5. The record is from RefSeq and is a predicted model, not a curated record. Gene Ontology annotation, cellular component: cytoplasm. Gene Ontology annotation, molecular function: L-serine O-acetyltransferase activity. NCBI's taxonomy places the organism in Eukaryota, Viridiplantae, Streptophyta, Magnoliopsida, Gentianales, Rubiaceae.
GGGAGAGCUAAUUUGAGAAGAUUCCAUACCCUCAUCCCACAGCUACUGGACAGUCCAUCGGAGAUAACCAGACGACCACUUUAUUAGACAAACAAAUGCCAGGACAAGACAACCAAUCCCCGCCUUCUCCGACCGCCGGCAACGUGGAAGAAAAUGAGGACGAACUCCUUGUCUGGGAGCAGAUAAAAUCCGAGGCGCGCCAAGACGCCGAGUCGGAGCCAGCCUUGGCUAGCUACUUGUACUCUACCGUGCUUUCUCACUCCUCAUUGGCUCGCUCGCUUUCAUUCCAUCUGGGAAACAAGCUUUGCUCCUCCACACUCCUCUCCACUCUCCUCUACGACCUCUUCCUCAAUACCUUCUCCUCCGACCCCUCCAUUCUUUCUGCCGCCGUCGCAGACCUUCGAGCCGCGCGUUACCGGGACCCGGCUUGUAUUUCUUUCUCUCACUGUUUGUUGAAUUACAAGGGAUUUCUUGCUAUCCAGACACAUAGGUUGGCACAUAAACUAUGGCUUGAAGACGGAAAGCCGCUCGCACUAUCAUUGCAAUCUAGGAUAUCUGACGUCUUUGCAGUGGAUAUACACCCUGGGGCUAGAAUUGGGAAGGGGGUGUUGCUGGAUCAUGCAACAGGGGUCGUGAUUGGAGAAACAGCAGUUGUUGGGAAUAAUGUGUCGAUACUGCACCAUGUAACCUUGGGUGGGACCGGCAAAGUCUCUGGUGAUCGCCAUCCAAGGCUUGGUGAUGGUGUCCUGAUUGGUGCUGGAGCUACUAUAUUGGGGAAUGUGAAGAUUGGUGAGGGAGCAAAAAUUGGAGCUGGAUCAGUUGUGCUAAUUGAUGUGCCCCCUUGGACAACAGCAGUUGGAAAUCCAGCAACGUUGGUCGGUGGAAAGGAGAAACCUAAAGUGCAUGAAGAUGUGCCUGGAGAGUCCAUGGAUCAUACUUCAUUCAUUUCUCAGUGGUCUGACUAUAUGAUAUGAAUUUGAGCCAAUGGUCACAAGGUUUGAUAUUGGAUGUUAGUAGAAUUUAAUUGAACUACAUUGGUUGAGUCACAUUGGACUGGGGGAUUUAGAAACUCCAAGACAGUGGCUUAAGGAGGCCCUCUUUCAGGCGUAGUUAGACAGGGUAAAGGGGAGCCUCUUUCAGAUGUAGUUAGACAGUAAGGGGGAGGACUAUUGUUUUGUACAUUUAUAAUGGUGGAAUGAAAGGGUGCUUCUGAGGCUUUUCAGACCUCUUCUUUGAA